Molecule: messenger RNA, 1442 nt
Organism: Podarcis muralis (Common wall lizard)
Lineage: Eukaryota; Metazoa; Chordata; Lepidosauria; Squamata; Lacertidae
Gene: GNPDA1
Product: glucosamine-6-phosphate deaminase 1
Biological process (GO): N-acetylneuraminate catabolic process; N-acetylglucosamine catabolic process; carbohydrate metabolic process
Cellular component (GO): cytoplasm
Molecular function (GO): glucosamine-6-phosphate deaminase activity; identical protein binding
Source: RefSeq, a predicted model, not a curated record
CGCAGCCGGGCGAGCGAAGGGGAGGGGACCGGGGCGGAGCUUCUGCUCUUGGCUCGGCUCUUCUCUCCACGUGACCCACCGCCGUUCACAUGACCGCCUAGGCUCAACGAGGAGGCGGGUCAGGAGUAAACUGGAGAAGUCGGAGCUGUAGCGGAACGGUUAGCAUGAAACUCAUCAUUCUAGAGAACUAUGCUCAAGCCAGUGAAUGGGCAGCAAAGUACAUUAGGAAUCGGAUCAUCCAGUUUAGUCCUGGUCCAAGCAAAUAUUUCACUCUUGGACUUCCCACUGGAAGUACUCCGUUAGGAUGCUACAAAAAACUGAUAGAAUAUUGCAAGAAUGGAGAUCUUUCUUUCAAGUAUGUGAAAACUUUCAAUAUGGAUGAGUAUGUGGGUCUUCCAAGGGAUCACCCAGAAAGCUACCACUCCUUCAUGUGGAACAACUUCUUCAAGCACAUCGACAUCUCCUCUGAAAACACACACAUUCUGGAUGGAAAUGCAGCUAACCUAGAAGCAGAGUGUGAGGCUUUUGAAAGAAAAAUCAAAGAGGCUGGAGGAAUCGAACUCUUUGUUGGAGGUAUUGGCCCAGAUGGUCAUAUUGCCUUCAAUGAGCCUGGCUCAAGCCUGGUGUCCAGAACCAGAGUCAAGACCUUAGCUAUGGACACGAUAUUGGCUAAUGCCAGAUUCUUUGAUGGAGACCUCUCCAAAGUGCCCACAAUGGCACUUACAGUUGGAGUGGGUACGGUCAUGGAUGCCAGAGAGGUUAUGAUUCUAAUCACAGGGGCCCAUAAGGCAUUUGCUUUGUACAAGGCUAUUGAGGAAGGAGUAAAUCACAUGUGGACAGUGUCUGCCUUUCAGCAACAUCCCCGCACUGUCUUUGUAUGCGAUGAAGAUGCCACACUGGAACUUAAAGUAAAAACUGUGAAGUACUUUCAAGGUUUGAUGCUCGUUCACAACAAACUUGUGGAUCCACUAUACAGUAUGAAAGAAAUGGGAGGAGAAAAAAGGCAGUCCAAGAAGCCAUAUAGUGACUAGCCUCUUACGAUUUGUACCUACUGGUUAUGCAGUCCUUAAACUCACAUGGAGCUGGGUGAAAACACCCUGCCUUUGUAUCUUGGGAACGGUCGACAGCAAAACACGUUAUUGGAAAAUAUCAUUUUCUGAAUGGUGAGGUAGUAGCAACGGAUGCAGCUACACCAAGCUCUGUUCAGCUGCAGAGCUAACUGUCAGUUUGCCCCCUUUUUAAAGACCAAAUGAGAAAGCAGAGGCUGACUAUUCUCCUUAACAGAGCACUGUAUAACUUAAGGAUUACCGAGAAGGAAAUCUGAACCUGUUAUCUGUUUGCAUAACAAAAAGAUGAUCUGUAACCAAGAAUGGAACGUGAAAGUGUGGAGCUUUUGCUACUAAUUUUUUUAACAUUAAAAUCCGUACAUUUUCCCAAAACAA